Mycosarcoma maydis (corn smut) is the source of this 633-nucleotide messenger RNA. Its product is annotated as putative coatomer complex zeta chain. Gene Ontology annotation, biological process: intra-Golgi vesicle-mediated transport; retrograde vesicle-mediated transport, Golgi to endoplasmic reticulum; intracellular protein transport. Gene Ontology annotation, cellular component: COPI vesicle coat. Lineage: Eukaryota; Fungi; Basidiomycota; Ustilaginomycetes; Ustilaginales. The coding region runs from base 1 to 633 and encodes 210 amino acids. The record is from RefSeq and is a predicted model, not a curated record. The transcript is spliced from 2 exons.
AUGACCUUGAACAACUUGACACUAUACACCACGACGGCAGUGCUGAUCUUGGACACAGACGGAAACCGAGUGAUUGCAAAGUACUACCAACCUCCUCACGCAGCCAACUUUGCAUUGACAGCUACUCCCGCUCAGCAAAACGCAGUAGCCAGCACGACACCGCAACUGGCAGCCAAGAACCCACUGUCGACACUCAAGGACCAGCGUGCAUUUGAAAAGGCCAUCUUUGACAAGACGAAAAGAGCGACGGGCGACAUUGUCCUGUACGAUUCGCAUUUGGUGCUGUUCAAGGCUUCGCUCGAUGUCAUCUUUUACGUUGUCGGUCCUGCCGCAGAGAAUGAGCUGAUGCUCUCGGGGCUUUUGAGCGCAUUCUACGAUGCUACGAGCAUGCUGGUGCGUCACCAAGUCGAGAAGCGUGCCAUCCUGGAAAACUUGGAUUUGGUGACGCUGGCUUUGGACGAGACAGUAGACGACGGCAUCAUCCUCGAGACAGACAGCACCACCAUCGCAUCGCGUGUAUCGCGUCCUCGGCCGGAUGUCAACGAGAUUCAAAUCAAUGAACAAACCAUCAUGAGUGCAUACUCGAGUCUGAAGGAGCGCGUUGCACAGAGGAUUUUGCAAGGAGGACUUUGA